AUGGCUUCCGAGGACGACCAUCCCCCCAACGCCAAUGGAGAUCUGGAGAAGCAAGAUAGUUCCAGCGGCCACGUUCGCUCCCCCGGAGGAACUCCCCCAAGCCAUGAAAGGAAAGAGCGCAGGAGCGGAACCAAUGGAAGCGGAAGUUCAAACGGGAUUGAGAAUGGAACGGUCGACGGCCACCCUAAGAUAGAACUGAGCGAAGUGAAAUGCUACGACAGGUUGGGUUACAGCUUUCCCUGGUGGAAGAAAUGGGCCAUCAUUUCGGUCAUCUUCAUGGUCCAGACCUCAAUGAAUUUCAAUGCCAGUAUAUAUGCGAGCAGCAUCACUUCAUUUGCAAAGCAUUUCAGCAUCUCUGAGCAAGCCGCGCGCGUUGGCCAAAUGGCCUUUCUCAUUGCUUAUGCAUUCGGCUGCGAGUUCUGGGCCCCGUUCAGCGAGGAGUUUGGCCGAUGGCCCAUCAUGCAAUUGAGCUUGUUCUUCGUCAAUAUUUGGCAAAUUCCCUGUGCGCUGGCUCCCAACUUUGGGACUAUAGUUGUUUGCCGUAUUCUCGGUGGUCUAUCAUCUGCCGGUGGCUCUGUGACCCUGGGCAUGGUUGCGGAUAUGUGGGAGCCAGAGAACCAGCAAUAUGCCGUCGCUUUCAUUGUGCUAUCUUCCGUGACAGGCUCAGUCAUUGCCCCGGUUGUUGGUGGUUUCGUGGCGACCUUCUUGGACUGGCACUGGAACUUUUGGACCCAGCUGAUUCUCGGAGGCGCUGUGCAAAUCAUGCACUUUUUCGUUCCGGAGACGAGAUGCAGCAUCCUCGUUACAAGAGAGGCGAGGCGGAGACGCAAGAAUGGGGAAAUGGUGUGGAGCGGUGAUGAGCUCAAGAAGACGCGCAUGUCUUUCCGCUGGGUAUUCAUGGUUUGGGUACGGCCCUUCAUCAUGUUCCUGCGAGAGCCUAUUGUCCUGUGUCUCUCACUUCUUAGUGGCUUCAGUGACGCCCUGAUCUUUACAUUCUUGCAGUCUUAUACCCCGGUCUACAAGCAAUGGCACUUCACUACGAUUACAACCGGGCUGGCUUUCCUUCCACUUAUGGUGGGAUACUUAAUCGCCUAUUUCUCGUUCUUGCCAUGGAUUCGUCGACAUUGCAGAAUCCAAGAACAAGAUCCAGAUGGGCUUCAACCGGAGGCUCGCCUUUACUGGUUGCUAUGGGUGGCACCACUGUUAUCGAUUGGUCUGUUUGGGUUUGCGUGGACGAGUCUUGGACCACCCCACGUCCAUUGGAUUGCACCCAUGAUCUUCUCAAGUUUGAUUGCCACUGCAAAUUAUGCGAUCUAUAUGGCAACAGUCGAUUACAUGAUUGCAUCGUAUGGCCCAUACGCCGCUUCGGCAACAGGAGGCAACGGCUUUGCGCGCGACUUUCUUGCUGGUAUCGCAGCCAUGUAUUCCCUUCCCAUGUAUCAGCAUAUGGGUACAGUACACAAACUGGAAUGGCCAUCCACAUUUUUGGGCUUUAUGGCUAUCCUUUUCACCAUUCCGAUCUACGUUUUCUACUGGAAAGGCCCCUGGAUCCGAGAAUUGUCGCCCUUCGCGCAGACCCUGGCUUCCGACAGGAAGGCGGCUGGUCGCAGGGUGUCGUCUUGUGGUUCCGGCGACCCAGACCCUGUCGAGCGAUAUCUGUCAUCGCGAUCUGACCUGCCGGAGAGAUGUUCCACUCAUUCUCAUCAUGGGAGUAAUUAG
Messenger RNA from Penicillium arizonense, 1719 nucleotides. Its product is annotated as putative MFS multidrug transporter. Gene Ontology annotation, molecular function: transmembrane transporter activity. NCBI's taxonomy places the organism in Eukaryota, Fungi, Ascomycota, Eurotiomycetes, Eurotiales, Aspergillaceae. Gene Ontology annotation, biological process: transmembrane transport. The record is from RefSeq and is a predicted model, not a curated record. The coding region runs from base 1 to 1719 and encodes 572 amino acids. The transcript has 5 exons.